Molecule: messenger RNA, 2922 nt
Organism: Rubroshorea leprosula
Lineage: Eukaryota; Viridiplantae; Streptophyta; Magnoliopsida; Malvales; Dipterocarpaceae
Source: the annotation of a GenBank genome assembly
AUAUUUGGGUCACUCGACCUUUUUUAUUUUACUACCCAAGAAGAGGCCUAGAGAGAAAAGAGAGAAAGGGAGAGGGGCAGAGGUGUACAAAGGUAAAGAAGAAGGGCAAAGAGAGAAAAAGGGUCAAGGUAGAGUCUUUCGAAUUCCAAACCCCACACCCACACCCAUAAAAAACCCACAAAUCCACAGGUAUGUAUGUGUCUCUGUUUUUUCACUCUCUUUUCUACCCAAAUUCUCAAAAAAUCUAAACGUCAUAGAGAUUUUAGGAUUUUCAAGACCAGGGUCUCUAUCUCUCCGAAACUGCAGAAUUGGCCCCAUUUCUUUUCCUUCUCUUUCUCUCCUUCGCUUUUGUACCUGCAACCAAGGGAUGGGAGGGAGGGAGGGAAAGCGCGGGAAACCCAUCUUCAAAACCCUAGAUUAGGUCUCUUCCCGCCAAAUAUUUCUACUUUCCUGCAAGGAGGAGGGUGGUCGAAGGCAGCGGACGGAGUCGAUCUGGGUUGCGUCAGGGCGGCAGAGAAACUCGAGCCCAACGAGUUCUUGAUUGACAUUGAACCGCCUUCAUCUGGGUCUGGUCUGGAGUUCGAAUUUCACCAACUUCAGUGCAUGUUUGAUGAGCUACUGGGAUCUUUUCUGGAAGAGGUCCAUGCCAGAGAUCGCUUUUGGUCAUUUCCUCCGAUGCUGGGACAUGGGUAGCCGGUAAGUUGCUCUUGACUGUGAGGGGUGGAUGUUGUUUCGAGAAAUAGGUUGUGGGAUUCGGUGGCGGAAGGGUGUGCAUUGGGUUUGAUUUUGAUCACAGCCUCAUCAGUCAAGUUGGUUUAUGUAAAGUAAUUGGAGAAUUUGAAGUCCUGUUAGAAAGACUUGUUGAAAGUAAAGGAUUAAAAAGGAAAGUAGAGUAAUACUGACCUUGAAUCUUAAUGGGGUUGAGCAAAGACCUUGAAGGUUACUUAUCCAAACUUGAGAAGAACAAUGUUGAGAAAACUCAAUUGUUGGAAGCAAGUUUGCUUUCGAACUCAGAUGCAUCUAAGGAAAGUGUUAAUGGUGGUGAAAAAUUGCAAGAUAUUUCAACUCAGCGGGCUUUGGAUUUUGGAGACGUUGGGAAGUUACAAAAUGAGGUUGAUAAUGUGGUGGCUGAUGUGAAGGAUAUUGUAAUAGAAGAUUGUGGUGAAGGCAAGACAUGUGCUAUUAGUGAUAGUGAGGAAAAACCUUGUUCUCAUAAGAGGAAGCGAGAUUGCAUGUCAGGGAUGCUGAAUUGGGUCACUAAGGUUGCAACUAAUCCUUGUGAUCCAAUUGUAGGAUCAUUACCGGAGAGGUCAAAGUGGAAUUCUUAUAGUAGAGAUGAGUUUUGGAAGCAGAUAUUAUUGUUUCGAGAAGUUGCAUUUACAGCAAGAUACGGUGACUCAAGUGCUGAGCAAUCCCAGUGGCAGAAAGUGCAGAAAAUGCAUCCUUGCAUGUAUGAUGAUCAAACUGGUUCUGGUUAUAAUCUUAGAGAAAGGUUAAGUCGCUCCAAGAAGUUCCUUUCAGGGAAAACAACAUCGAAGACACUUGCUUCUUCAAGCAAACAAACUGAUUGCCCAGCUGGUUUUGGUGACCAAGUGGAUGGAUCCAGUGAUUCCCCUUCUUCAGGUUCAGUGUUUGACUAUGAUAUUGACUACCAAAUUCCCAUUGGGCCAGAUUUCCAGGCUGAGCUGCCAGAAUGGACUGGUUCAAACUAUGAAAGCGAACCUAAGUGGUUGGGUACUCGGGUUUGGCCUCUGGAGAAAAAGGAUCACAGGGUUCUUAUUGAAAGGGAUCCUAUUGGAAGGGGAAGACAAGAGUCGUGUGGCUGCCAAGUCCCUGGUUCUAUUCAGUGUGUGAAAUUUCACAUUGGUGAGAAGAAGUCAAGGGUGAAGCUUGAAUUGGGUACAGCUUUCUACCUGUGGAAAUUUCAUAGGAUGGGUGAAGAAGUUGCAAUUUAUUGGAAGAGUGCAGAUCAGAGGCUGUUUGACUCUAUGAUGAAGUCCAAUUCUCUGUCCCUUGAUCAUUGUUUCUGGGAGCAAAUUGACAAGCAUCUUCCUAACAAAAGCAGGGAAGAUCUUGUCAGCUAUUAUUUCAACGUCUUCAUUUUGCAGCGCAGAGCAUACCAAAAUAGACAUACUCCCAACGAGAUUGACAGUGAUGAUGAAGAAUCAGAGCAUCCCAUCUUACUUACACCCAAGAAACCACGUAAAAGAUCCAAGUAGUUCAUGUGGUAAAUAUGAAGUCUUUUUCCGGAAUAUGUAAAGAGCAGCAGUGUGGAAAUUUUUUUUGCUGUUUUGUGAUUGAUGGCAAAUAGUAGUUCCUCUCUUGAUUCAGUUUUGAGAUGUGAAAGCUCAACAAUUAGAGGUAAACUUUUUGAUUCUGGAGAGGUAAUUCAGAAGGGAGAAUUGGCAACAGCUUUGGCGGUGGGAGCAACUAAUUGCUAAGUUUAGGAGCUUCGGUGCUAUUGAAGCAUUUUUGGCCUCUGCUUUCAAUUUUUGAAGUAUACUUCAUGUUCAAUCACCACAAUUGCUAAUGUCAAAAUACAGGUACUUUGCUUUAAUAUUGUUCAAUCAGACCUAGACCUUUGACAGCAAGUUUAACCUACAAUUGAAUUGUAGUUCCCAUGUGGUUAUGAUAUAAGAAUUGUUUCAUACUUUGCUUUGCUUGUUCAUAGUUUGCAUGAGUAGCAUAUGGUAACUUCCUAUGGUCACAGGAAUGGAUGUCAAAAGUAAAUAAAGAUUAAGAUCCCACAACCAUCUUAACUUCCUUACUUUUGAACAAACAUGCUGAGUUUUGAGGUAUUUUAAAACAUUUCCUUGCUAUUAUUGCCUUGAUAUUGACUGCAAUCAAACACUUGCCUGCUUGCCUCGUUGAACCAAGGCGUUGCUUACGGCACUAUUUCUAGAAUAGAGUUAAGUUACUUCU